This is a messenger RNA of Adineta ricciae, 240 nucleotides long. Lineage: Eukaryota; Metazoa; Rotifera; Eurotatoria; Adinetida; Adinetidae. The record is from the annotation of a GenBank genome assembly.
AUGAAAAAACAUGUAAAUUCUCCACAUCCAAACAUUUUCAUAGCCAUUGACUUACUGCAAAAGGAGCACGUGAUAGCAUCGAUUGCAAGAGUACGAGAUGAUGCGGGCGCUCCAACUCCAAAACGUCGACAAAAUAAACUUGUAACAGAUGAAUGUUUAAUGAAAUUGUGGGAACGUUAUGAUAAUGGUCGUAUUGAUAUUACAUCGUUCCUCAACGCUGCGGGCCUGAGAUAUUUUCAC